GGUUGGAACUGAACUGUUUUCCUUGGAUCUUUAAAACCCCAUUUUACAGAGGUUGAUUUUGCAGCAACACUUAUUCGUUUUAGUUUUGUGCGCUUUGCUGUCUGUUUAUCCUGACGCAUCAAUUCAGUGCAUUUUCCAGCAGAGAUCGCAGGCUGGGACGAUGACGGCUCGAGUGUGUUUCUCGUUGACUGCUGUUUUUUUGUGUCUGUUCGGAUACUUGAGCAUAACUCAUGCUAUUCAAAGACGAACCACAGUGGACGGUUUCUGUCCGGCGAGGCUGACGGUCGUGCCGUCCCAUCGAGGGUGUUCCUCUGAUGAAGACUGCCCUGGAGGGCACAAAUGCUGUCGAUUUGACUGUGGGCCUGUUUGCGUGCUGCCCGUUUUCAUGAAGCCGGGUCAGUGUCCCAUACCGGAAAUGAUUCCACUGUGUGCUAAAAGCUGUUUCCAUGAUGGCCAGUGUCCUGACACACAGAAAUGUUGCCCAACCACCGGUGGCUUUGCAUGCAGUGAACCACGUGGUCAGGAAAGAGGUCAGGCAAGUUGUCAAGGAAGCGGCUCUGGUCAGGGCGCCGGACAGGGAAGCGGUUAUGGCCAGGGCGCCGGAGCGGGACAGGGAAGCGGUUAUGGCCAGGGCGCCGGAGCGGGACAGGGUAGCGGCAUUGGUUUGGGCCAGGGAAGCGGUUAUGGCCAGGGAAGUGGCCAGGGAAGCGGUUAUGGCCAGGGUGCAGGAGCGGGACAGGGAAGCGGCAUUGGUUCGGGACAGGGAAGCGGUUAUGGCCAGGGAAGUGGCCAGGGAAGCGGUUAUGGCCAGGGUGCAGGAGCGGGACAGGGAAGCGGUUAUGGCCAGGGCGCCGGAGCGGGACAGGGUAGCGGCAUUGGUUUGGGACAGGGAAGCGGUUAUGGCCAGGGAAGUGGCCAGGGAAGGGGUUAUGGCCAGGGCGCCGGAGCGGGACAGGGAAGCGGCAUUGGUUCGGGACAGGGAAGCGGUUAUGGCCAGGGCGCCGGAGCGGGACAGGGAAGCGGUUAUGGCCAGGGCGCCGGAGCGGGACAGGGAAGCGGUUAUGGCCAGGGCGCCGGAGCGGGACAGGGAAGCGGUUAUGGCCAGGGCGCCGGAGCGGGACAGGGAAGCGGUUAUGGCCAGGGAAGUGGCCAGGGAAGCGGUUAUGGCCAGGGAAGUGGCCAGGGAAGCGGUUAUGGCCAGGGUGCAGGAGCGGGACAGGGAAGCGGUUAUGGCCAGGGCGCCGGAGCGGGACAGGGAAGCGGAGCUGGUCAGGGAAGUGGCCAGGGAAGCGGUUAUGGCCAGGGCGCCGGAGCGGGACAGGGAAGCGGUUAUGGCCAGGGAAGUGGCCAGGGAAGCGGUUAUGGCCAGGGUGCAGGAGCGGGACAGGGAAGCGGUUAUGGCCAGGGUGCAGGAGCGGGACAGGGAAGCGGUUAUGGUCAGGGCGCCGGAGCGGGACAGGGAAGC
This is a messenger RNA of Carassius auratus (goldfish), 1465 nucleotides long. RefSeq names its product fibroin heavy chain-like. NCBI's taxonomy places the organism in Eukaryota, Metazoa, Chordata, Actinopteri, Cypriniformes, Cyprinidae. The transcript has 3 exons. Gene Ontology annotation, molecular function: peptidase inhibitor activity. Gene Ontology annotation, cellular component: extracellular region. The annotation marks the transcript as partial. The record is from RefSeq and is a predicted model, not a curated record.